This is a messenger RNA of Brettanomyces nanus, 1959 nucleotides long. RefSeq lists its product as uncharacterized. The transcript has 2 exons. The coding region runs from base 1 to 1959 and encodes 652 amino acids. Gene Ontology annotation, cellular component: nucleus; CAF-1 complex. Gene Ontology annotation, biological process: DNA replication-dependent chromatin assembly; nucleosome assembly. NCBI's taxonomy places the organism in Eukaryota, Fungi, Ascomycota, Pichiomycetes, Pichiales, Pichiaceae. Gene Ontology annotation, molecular function: ubiquitin binding. The record is from RefSeq and is a predicted model, not a curated record.
AUGACAGAGAAAGAUUCAGGGAAGUUACCACCGUUUUCUGCAAAGACGUUCACACUUCAUUGGCACAACAACUCGCUUCCAGUGUAUAGUGUAGACUUCCAGCCAAAUAGGAACGGUAAGAUGUCGUCAAGAUUUGCUACAGGUGGAGGAGAUAACAACGUGAGGAUAUGGAGGCUUUGCUGUGAGCAGAAUGGCAGUGAGUCUGUGGAAUAUUUGAGUACACUCAGUGAACAUACUCAAGCGGUAAACUGUGUGAGAUUUAGUCCUACAGGAGAGUAUUUGGCUAGUGCGUCAGACGAUGGAACCGUGAAGAUCUGGAAAUUGUCUGACAAGAUCAUUCGAAAGUUCGGUAACGAUGAUUACGAUAUGAAGGAAAGCUGGUAUGUGAAGACAGUAUGCACAACCUCACCUCGAAUGGAGAUAUACGAUAUCUGCUGGUCUCCGGACUCCAGAUUCAUUUGUUGUGGCUCAAUGAAUCAGGUGGUUGUUAUCUUUGAUGCCACUAUCGGUUCAAUCAUGUGGAUAGCGAAUCAUUCUCACUAUGUUCAGGGAGUUUCAUGGGACCCAAGGAAUGAAUACAUCUGCUCGCAGUCUGCAGACAGAAGUGUUCAAGUGUACAAGGUUCCCGGGGACUUGGAUAAGUCGUCGCCUGACAUUACCAAUGGCGAAACAUCUGCCGCCAUUAAACCAGUAGAAAGGCUAAUUACGGUAUCCAGAAUCCGUAAGGCCGAAUUAGCGUCAGAAAGGAUCAUAUCUACUCAACAGAUCUCUGUUGAUUCACCCCCGGAUGCUUACAAACUCACUACCUUGUACCACAACGACACUUUGCAGUCGUUUUUCCGUCGACUCACAUUUUCCCCCGAUGGACUAUUACUCUUAUCAACUUCAGGAAUAUACAAGACAGCUUCAUCGCCGGAACUCAACACUGUCUACAUACAUACCAGAUCUGGCCUAGACCAACCUCCUGUCGCUCAUAUACCAGGUUUUAAGAAGCCUUCAAUAGCAAUCAAGUUUAGUCCUGUGAUAUACAACCUUUUACCGGGGGAGGAUAGCUGCUUUAAGCUACCCUACCGUAUGGUAUUUGCUGUUGCGACGCAAGAUUCCGUUGUUAUAUUUGACACGCAGAGACUCAAACCAUUAGGAAUAGCGGCAAAUAUCCAUUACGCUGCAAUUACCGAUAUCUCGUGGUGUUCCAACGGCCAAGUUUUGCUUACUUCAUCAACUGAUGGCUUUGUCUCCCGUAUUUCUCUAGACGAGAGCCUUCUAGGAAAGGAUAUCGAGACUUACGAUGCUACGAUGCUUAUCAAGAAGUUUCCGAUAAAGAAGAAUAUUACUACUCAGGAUCCUCUGGCAGAUACUACGAUAGGUACUCGGUUAGACACUCCUACAAAUACUCCGGUAACCACUACGAUAGUGGAUAUGCUAGCGGCAUCAUCGUCCGAUAAAAGAAUGCAAUCGUCAACGCUUAGUAUCAUUGCAACGGUGGUUGUUGCAUUUGUGAUUUUGAACUACUUUAUGAGCAUGGAUUCCAGGACUAGUUCUACCCACUCAAGCACAUCAAUCAGGAGAAGACGUCAUGAUGUCACUGCUCAAAUGAUUGAAACAGUUCAACAAAUAGCACCAAAUUUGACGAUGGCACAAAUUCGAUAUGAUUUAGAGAGGACUGGAGAUGUUAACGUGACCAUAGAUAGGUAUCUCAACCGGGGUACGCUACCAAAUCCUCCUGGAACUGUAUCUGAACUCCCUUCAGAGACAUCUUCAGAGGCACAGCCAGAAACGGCCUUCAACUCCCCAUCAGAUAAAAAAUCAGCGGCAUCAGAAUCGUCCGUUGAGGGUCCUUUCAACGGUCUCAGCUUCGAAGCUAAACGAAGCGAGCUUGCGAUGGAUGCAAGAGCUAAGCUUUCACGGAAAGCAGGACUCAGUUGGGACCAGUUAAAGGCCAAUUACGGAUAUGCAUGA